This is a messenger RNA of Aedes albopictus (Asian tiger mosquito), 1288 nucleotides long. RefSeq names its product plasminogen activator inhibitor 1-like. The transcript has 2 exons. NCBI's taxonomy places the organism in Eukaryota, Metazoa, Arthropoda, Insecta, Diptera, Culicidae. Gene Ontology annotation, molecular function: serine-type endopeptidase inhibitor activity. The coding region runs from base 148 to 1278 and encodes 376 amino acids. The record is from RefSeq and is a predicted model, not a curated record.
CAUAUUCAUACAAACUUUUCUUGCGUUCUGUGCUGUGCGUACUCUUAUCAGCUCAACCGCGAAAUCGGAAGCAUUUAGCUCUGCGAUUAGUUUCAGUUUAACUCCUAGUUCAUUGUCAAUCGGAAACAAAUGUGAUUGAACAAGAAAAUGGAAUACUUGUCAGUUUUCGCAUUACUGUUGAUUGUUGGAGGAAGUUUCUCUGAAACAGACCCUUUCGACAAUGCUUCGACCCAAUUCUCGCUAAACUUUUUCCGAGCGGCAUACAAUCUGAAUCCAAGUAGGAACUGCGUCGUGUCACCCAUUGCCAUUCAGCACACGCUUGCUAUGUUGCAACAUGCAGCCAAACGAAACGAAUCAAGCCAUUUACAAAGCCUGCUGGGAUUCCCAGGAUCAACUAGCUCUACAUCGCCAACUAAGCUGAACAACAAUGCCCUGGAGAUGAUCACCAAGGUGUUCCACUCGCAGGUCGAACUCAAUCCCAAUCUGCUGCCGGUUCUUCAAGCAGAGUACUCCGUAGACGUUCAGGUAGCCGAUUUCAGUCGUCCGGAACAGGUUGUGAGUUCUGUGAACAGAUGGGCUUCCCGCUUCACCAACGGGUUGGUGGGAGAUGUUUUCAACGGAGCCGGUUAUUCCAGAGACGCCAAUCUGAUGAUCAUCAACACCGUUACGUUGAACGCUUCCUGGGAACACCCGUUUUAUACAAGCAGUUUGCAGAAAAGUGACUUUUAUUUCCUGAACGGAGUCAGAAAAGUUGAUAUGAUGCGAACUUACAAGGGCUUUCGGUAUUGUGAAAUCGAUGAUCUUCGGAUAGUGGAGCUUGCCUACAAGAGAACCGCCGACCUCUCUAUGCUGAUCAUUAUGUCUGAUUCUCAGCCAUUGGAAAAGGUCGUUGAGAGAUUAGAUUUGGAAAUGUACCGAUCGAUCGAUGAACGAUUGUACGAAGAUCGCUUUAAGUUGAUCAUUCCCAAGUUUACAAUCAGUCGAGGCAUCGGAGCAAAGCGGAUUUUGAAAGCCAUGGGCCUGAAUGAUGUUUUCGGGAAGGAUGCGUUCAAUGUGUUUGUUGGAUUCAGCAGUCGUUUGGCGAACGUUUAUCAAGCGUUGAGGAUCGAUAUCGACGAGAAUGGAACACGUGCUGCAGCUGGGACGUACUCUGACAAAUCGAUGCGAGUUGGGACGGAUGGGAAAUAUGUUGUUGAUGGUCCAUUUAUUUUUGUGAUUCGCAAGGAUUCAACCAAGGAAAUUGUAUUUAUAGGUCAUUAUUCAAGUUAUGUAGAAUAGAGCAUCCGGA